This is a messenger RNA of Theileria equi strain WA, 1044 nucleotides long. RefSeq names its product WD-repeat domain containing protein. Gene Ontology annotation, molecular function: protein binding. Gene Ontology annotation, cellular component: nucleus. NCBI's taxonomy places the organism in Eukaryota, Apicomplexa, Aconoidasida, Piroplasmida, Theileriidae. Gene Ontology annotation, biological process: rRNA processing. The transcript has 5 exons. The coding region runs from base 1 to 1044 and encodes 347 amino acids. The record is from RefSeq and is a predicted model, not a curated record.
AUGCAUCCAAAUGAGCAAUUUUUCAUGGUUACAAACAACGAUGAGAAAUUUAUCGAGGAGGAACAAGAGGAUAUUGACGCAAGAGUUUUAGAUGAUGUAGACCGUAUAGUAAUCGCCGGAAUGAAUACGGAUGAUUUUUCGUCUAUCAAUUUUUGUCUCUAUGAUUCCUCUACAUGUGGAUUGGAAACAAAUCAUCUCAUUCCAAUAUCAAGUUUCCCUUUGUCUUUUGAAGUAAUCGCAUCCCAGGAGAAGGAACCAUUGCUGGCAGUUGGCUCCUUUGAUCCUACAAUUGACCUUUGGAAUUUGAGAAGUAUUAACCAAUUUACACCACAGGCAUCCCUUGAUUCGCAGUCUUCCGUAUUAUCACUAUCGCAUUCAAAACAUUUGAGGUUAGACUUUUGCUCAUAUCUUCACACUAUUUGUUUUUACAUUUUAGCAUCUCUUUAUUCGUUAUUUAGACAACUUCUUGCAUCUGGAGACUCCGACAAAGCUGUAAAAAUUUGGGAUUUGAAUGAGAGUUCAGUCUUACAGACAUUUUCGCAUCACAAGGGGAAUGUACAAGUUGUUUUAUGGCAUCCUAAUGAUCCAUCACUACUCUUGUCUGGCUCAUUUGACAAAAAGGUUGCCAUUUUGGAUGUCAGAGAACCUAAGCCAUCUGCAAAGGUUAAACUGGACUCGGAUGUUGAAUGUGCCAUUUGGGGUGAAGACUUUAUUGUGGCAAGUACUGAGAAAGGGUACAUUACGCUCUAUGAUUUCAAGGCCGAUAAAAAGGUUUGGAGCAUCAAAUCGCACAAGAAACCAUGUUCUUCACUUUUCCUUGAGCGAAAUUUGCUUGUAUCCUGUGGGUUGGAUUCCAAGGCAAAUGUCUUCAAAUUCAGUCGUGAAAGUGAACCGACAUUGGUAGAGUCCAAGAAUCUCAAGGCAGGUCCAUUGUUUUCAAUGGAUAAGUCAGAAGACGACAAGAAUUUGCUCAGUUUUGGUGGAGAAUGCGUUGUCAUUUGGGAUCUGGAGACUAUUGACAAGUUGAAUGAAAUUUUGGCAUGA